Messenger RNA from Corapipo altera (White-ruffed manakin), 1521 nucleotides. It is a transcript of the gene MCHR1, whose product is annotated as melanin concentrating hormone receptor 1. Gene Ontology annotation, molecular function: melanin-concentrating hormone receptor activity; neuropeptide binding. Gene Ontology annotation, cellular component: neuron projection; membrane. NCBI's taxonomy places the organism in Eukaryota, Metazoa, Chordata, Aves, Passeriformes, Pipridae. The coding region runs from base 29 to 1042 and encodes 337 amino acids. The record is from RefSeq and is a predicted model, not a curated record. The transcript has a single exon. Gene Ontology annotation, biological process: neuropeptide signaling pathway.
GAAGCCAGCACCAUAUACCAACGUGAUCAUGCCCAGUCUCUUCAGCAUCAUCUGCUUCCUGGGCAUUGUGGGGAACCUCAUUGUCAUCUACACUAUAGUUAAGAAGAAGAAGCUGAGAUGCAAACAGACCGUGCCCGACAUUUUCAUCUUCAACCUCUCCAUUGUGGACCUCCUCUUCCUCUUGGGCAUGCCCUUCCUCAUCCACCAGCUCCUAGGCAAUGGCUCAUGGUACUUUGGAGCUCCCCUGUGCACCAUCAUCACCGCCCUGGACACGAACAGUCAGAUCACCAGCACCAACAUCCUCACAGUGAUGACACUGGAUCGUUACCUGGCAACUGUUUACCCCCUAAAAUCCACCUACAUCCGGACCCCGUGUGUGGCAGCUCUAGUUAUCUGCUUGGUGUGGCUCCUCUCCUUCCUGACCAUCAUUCCCGUGUGGAUGUACGCAGGUCUUAUGCCUCUGGAGGAUGGGACCGUCCGCUGUGCCCUCUUGCUUCCCAACCCAGAGACUGAUAUCUACUGGUUCACCCUCUAUCAGUUCAUGCUGGCAUUUGCUGUGCCCUUGAUCAUCAUCUGUGUGGUGUAUUUUAAGAUCCUCCAGCACAUGGCCACCACCGUGGUCCCACUGCCCCAAAGGAGUCUCCGGGUACGCACAAAGAGGGUGACCCGCAUGGCAGUUGCCAUCUGUUCCGCCUUUUUUAUUUGCUGGGCUCCCUUCUACAUCCUCCAGCUGGUUCACCUUGGCAUUGACACACCAUCCAUGGCCUUCUUUUAUGCCUACAACUUUGCCAUUAGCUUGGGCUACGCCAACAGUUGCCUCAACCCCUUCCUCUACAUCGCCCUCAGUGAGACCUUCAAGCGCCAGUUCUUGGUGGCCAUCCGCCCUGCAAAAGAGCCCUGUCGCAACAGCAGCUCUGCCAACAACAACAGCAUGACAGAGGCCAGCGUGUGUCUGAAACUGGCACCAGAAUCCACCCAGCAGACUCAGUUUCUGGAGGAGUUUUCCCCGCGGUCAGUGCCGGUGACGGUGGCUGUUCACUAGGGCACUCUGAAGGGCCCACAGCAGAAAGACUUCAGGCCUGUAGGUGGAUGGAGAAGCAGCAGCUUCAGGCAGCUUUUGGAGAAGCAUAUGGACUACAAAUUUCCACCUCCAAGAGCCCUUUUUCACUGCAAGGUUCUGCUCCUACGUUGCCCCCAGCCUAUAAGAUGCUGCAUACUGCUGCUUCUUUCACUGUGCAUGGGAGAACUCUGUCACCACUGGGCCCCCAAAGAGGAUGAAUGGAAAAGAGAUAAAGGACAAAGUAUUUCCAAGGGGAAUAUUCACGCUGGAAGAGUAAAACCCGUAUCAAUACUGCCCAGUGAUGCCUCUUGGCCCAACUGGGGUUCCUAAGCAGCUUGUCAAUAGAGCUUCUUCAUUCAGAACUUGAGCCUUUGAAUCACAAUGUCAUAUAUUUAUAAGAAAUUCUGCAAAAUUUGAUGGCUGUGCUGAUAUCCCAGAAGCACACAGCAGAAAAAGAUCUU